UGACACUCUUUUCUAUUCAAGGAAAACAACAUUAAGUUAUAAAGAAGGAUAAGAAACCAUGGGACAAGCACUGCAGCGUGCUGCCCAGUGGACCUCUGCAAAGGGAGGUUCAGGUGGGAAGCUCGAAUUUACAAAACUAAAUGAAGAUCUGCUCAAUGCGAUUAUGAACUGGGUUGAUGGUUUCGGUAGUAAAUAUCCUGAAGAAGCAAAACUUGUAUUCAAAUCACCCCUGACAUGGAUAACUACGCUUAGACCAGAUAAACUAUCUGGAGGUUUUACUGAAAAGGGAGAAGAAAUGGUAUCAACACAGACAAGUGAAAAAGAUGGAACUCCCAUGUUGACAUUGAAAAAAGUCAGCACUAAUGAAUACUCAGUGACUUCUAUGUCUCUUGAGUGUUGUGAGAGUGUACUAAGAAUGGCUGGAGACCAGAAGCUGAUGGAAGUUCGCAGUUGUCUAGAAGCUAACCGUGACCCUGCUACAAAAAUGCUUGGAGAUAGAUUUGCUACUGUAGAAGGCGAUGAUAAUUCUAUAUACAGGUUUAUUGAAGAGAUUACUAAAGAGAUUGAGCAAGUAGCCAAACAGGAAGGGUGGAGAAGGUGGUCACAGCGAGAUAGAAGAGAAGAAGUUGCAACUUAAACUUCAGCUUCAGAUCAA
Molecule: messenger RNA, 655 nt
Organism: Ruditapes philippinarum (Manila clam)
Lineage: Eukaryota; Metazoa; Mollusca; Bivalvia; Venerida; Veneridae
Product: outer dynein arm-docking complex subunit 2-like
Exons: 4
Coding region: 59-637 (192 amino acids)
Source: RefSeq, a predicted model, not a curated record